Colletotrichum phormii is the source of this 543-nucleotide messenger RNA. RefSeq lists its product as uncharacterized. The coding region runs from base 1 to 543 and encodes 180 amino acids. NCBI's taxonomy places the organism in Eukaryota, Fungi, Ascomycota, Sordariomycetes, Glomerellales, Glomerellaceae. The transcript has a single exon. The record is from RefSeq and is a predicted model, not a curated record.
AUGAACUUCCUUACGGGCACCUUCCUUUUACUCGUGGCUCAUGGCGUCAUCGCCAACACAUGCGUCCAAAAAGGACCGCCGGGUCUCGUUCUGACUGACAACGGCCCGACCCGCCUUGUUAAUGGGAUGUACGUGAUGGACGGCUUCGAUAUCACGGUCACUUUUGCCCCAGCAUCGCGCGAUACCUCAGCAGGCCUUCUCGAGCUCGCAAACGGAGGAUCCACGGUCAGAUGGGUUACGAUCUUCGCUGCGGAUAAUGUGCGCUACAGCUUUCAAGUCGAUGGCGCAACGCGGUGCAAGACCAAUGUCAAGAUGGUGAAGGUGCAAGGAGCGCACUUCUACAAGAGUAUGUAUAUGUUCAAUGUGACUAUGCCGAACUACUGGGAAACGUUUCUUUUUUCUGUCUCCAGAUGGUUUAACAAAUUUCUCAACGGAAUAAACUUGGAUGGAAUCCCUGAUGAGGGACGACGCAUCAUCCGAAGCGAGGAAAUUGUCAGACGGACACAUUUCAGGGCCACGGUUGGCAAGAUCGGGAUACAGUGA